Molecule: messenger RNA, 867 nt
Organism: Monodelphis domestica (gray short-tailed opossum)
Lineage: Eukaryota; Metazoa; Chordata; Mammalia; Didelphimorphia; Didelphidae
Source: RefSeq, a predicted model, not a curated record
UGAUUCUAUUUCCUUGAGGCAGGGUUGAGAGAGACAGAUAUAAAUGACUCUCAGCAGACCCAGGACUCAGCAACAGACUUGAGCAGCCGUGUAGCUUGUUCUUCUCUGAACACCAGGCCUUUCCAUAUCACAGAAUCAUGUCUUCUCAGCAACAGAAGAUGCCCUGUACUGCCCCUCCCCAAGUUAAUCAGCAACAGGUGAAACAGCCCUGCCAGCCACCUCCUCAGGAGCCAUGCCAACCCAAGGUCCCAGAGCCUUGCCAUACUAAGGUGCCAGAGCCAUGCCACCCCAAGGUGCCAGAACCUUGCCACACCAAGGUGCCAGAGCCAUGCCACCCCAAGGUGCCAGAACCUUGCCACACCAAGGUGCCGGAGCCAUGCAACCCUAAGGUUCCAGAGCCAUGCCAUCCUAAGGUGCCAGAGCCAUGCACCACUAAGGUCACUCCACCUCCAGCUCAAGAGAAGUGCCCACAGGUUCCCAAGACCAAGCAGAAGUAAGAUGGACCAAGAUGACAUCCUCCAAGGAACCAUCUGCCAGAUGAGGAACCUCCCUUACCAUCAGCUUUCCAGUCCUAAUUGUUAUCUGUACUGCCAGGGAGAGAGUUCUCUCUUGGUGCUUUUCAGCCUAUAAUUAGCAUGCUGAAACCAAUUAGCAAUGGUCCUGCCCUUCAUUUGAAUCUUGAAAAUGCUACUGAAGUCUGUCCCCACCCUGGGAUUCCUAAGCACCUGGAUCAGGCUGAGGCUACAUCUGCCUGAGCUGGCCCUCUGGCUACACAGCUGUCAGCAUAAAUCCAGAAAGGAUUCAGCCAUUCUAGAAAUGAUUGUAUCCUUCCUACUCUGGUCUCAUUAAAUUAACUUUUCAUGCGAA